This is a messenger RNA of Erinaceus europaeus (western European hedgehog), 939 nucleotides long. Its product is annotated as olfactory receptor 4C11-like. Gene Ontology annotation, cellular component: membrane. Gene Ontology annotation, molecular function: olfactory receptor activity; G protein-coupled receptor activity. The record is from RefSeq and is a predicted model, not a curated record. The transcript has a single exon. The coding region runs from base 1 to 939 and encodes 312 amino acids. Lineage: Eukaryota; Metazoa; Chordata; Mammalia; Eulipotyphla; Erinaceidae. Gene Ontology annotation, biological process: G protein-coupled receptor signaling pathway.
AUGCAGCAGAAUAACACUGUAAAGGAGUUCAUCCUUUUGGGAUUGACACAGGAUCCAACGAAACAAAAACUGGUGUUUGUAAUCUUCUUCUUUUUCUAUGCGGGAACGGUAAUAGGAAAUUUGCUCAUUAUUGUGACCAUCAAGUACAGCAGAACACUUGGGAGUCCCAUGUACUUCUUCUUGUUUUAUUUGUCCUUUGCUGAUCUUUGCUUUUCUACUUCCAUAGCCCCAAGGUUGUUUGUGGAUUCUCUCUCUUCAGAAAAAGUCAUAUCUUACAAUGAAUGCCUGACACAGAUCUUCGCACUGCACUUAUUUGGAGCCAUGGAGGUCUUUGACCUUGUCCUCAUGGCAAUUGAUCGCUAUGUAGCCAUCUGCAAGCCCUUGCAUUACCCGACCAUCAUGAGCAGGCGGGUCUGCAUCGUUCUGAUUGUCAUUGCCUCAAUAGGGUCUUUCUUACAUUCUAUUACUCAGAUUAUAUUGGCCUUGAGGCUGCCUUUCUGUGGUCCCAAUUUAAUUGAUCACUAUUGCUGUGAUUUGCAGCCCCUACUGAAGCUAGCGUGCAUGGACACUUAUGUCAUCAACCUGCUUUUUGUGACUAACAGUGGGGCCAUUUGUUCCUGCAGUCUCAUGAUUCUGAUGACCUCAUACAUUGUGAUCUUGUAUUCACUGCGAAACCACAGUGUGGAGGGAAGGAGAAAAGCUCUCUCUACCUGCACAACACACAUCAUUGUGGUACUCUUAUCACUUGUUCCCUGUAUAUUCAUGUAUGCACGACCCCCAGUUACCUUCCCGAUUGACAAGACAGUGGAAGUAUUUUACACUAUUGGCACACCCUUUCUCAACCCACUUAUCUACACUCUGAGGAAUGCAGAGGUGAAACAGGCCAUGAGAAAAAUGUGGCAUAUUAAAAAUAUUUCAGAAAGCAAAAGAUUAAUUUGA